This is a messenger RNA of Oncorhynchus nerka (sockeye salmon), 2926 nucleotides long. It is a transcript of the gene rhbg, whose product is annotated as Rh family B glycoprotein. Bases 213 to 1598 code for a protein of 461 amino acids. Gene Ontology annotation, molecular function: ammonium channel activity. The transcript is spliced from 10 exons. Gene Ontology annotation, biological process: ammonium homeostasis; ammonium transmembrane transport. Lineage: Eukaryota; Metazoa; Chordata; Actinopteri; Salmoniformes; Salmonidae. Gene Ontology annotation, cellular component: plasma membrane. The record is from RefSeq and is a predicted model, not a curated record.
ACGCACUAAUUAAGUCAGACCAACUCAUGUGUCAGCUUGAGUCCUCACUCCCUGCACUCCCACUCUCCCAUCGCAUCACUGCAGCCACCAGUGCUUGUGAGUGUUAGUGUAUGUUGCUGUGUUCCCCGCUCUGGAGCUGAGUUGAACUUUGAACCAUUCACCCCUAAGGCCAUAGUGCAGAGCCAGGAGAACACCCAGGUAACCCCACAGCCAUGACGAAUUCGGCAACUAACUUGCGGCUGAAGCUGCCCAUGGCCUGCAUCAUCCUGGAGGUGAUCAUCAUCAUCCUCUUCGGCACUCUAGUCCAGUACGACGAUGAGACAGACGCCAAGCUCUGGCACAAGGAAAUCGCCAAUGGCUCUUCCAACUACGACAACGACUUUUACUACCGCUACCCCAGCUUUCAGGAUGUGCACGUGAUGAUCUUCAUUGGCUUUGGUUUCCUCAUGACGUUCCUGCAACGUUAUGGAUUUAGCAGUGUGGGCUUCAACUUCCUCAUUGCGGCCUUCGCUCUGCAGUGGGCAACUCUCAUGCAGGGCUUCGUCCACGGCAUGCAUGGGGGCAAGAUCCACGUCGGAAUAGAGAGUAUGAUCAACGCUGACUUCUGCACAGGCUCAGUGCUCAUCUCGUUUGGGGCGGUCCUGGGGAAGACCAGUCCAGUCCAGCUGCUGGUCAUGUCUGUGAUUGAAGUCACCCUGUUCGCAGUCAAUGAGUUCAUUGUGCUUACUGUUCUGGGGGCCAAGGAUGCUGGUGGCUCCAUGACCAUUCACACCUUUGGAGCUUACUUUGGCCUGAUGGUGGCUCGUGUUCUCUACCGCCCCAACCUGGACAAGAGCAAACACAAGAACUGCUCUGUCUACCACUCUGACCUCUUCGCCAUGAUUGGCACCAUCUACCUGUGGAUGUUCUGGCCUAGCUUCAACUCUGCUGUGACGGCCCACGGAGACGACCAGCACCGCACGGCUAUGAACACCUACUAUUCCCUGGCUGCCUGCACCCUGGCCACCUACGGCCUGUCUGCCGUUGUGGCUCAUGAUGGCAAGCUCGAUAUGGUGCACAUCCAGAACGCUGCCCUUGCCGGGGGGGUUGCUGUGGGAACUGCUGGUGAAAUGAUGCUCACUCCUUUUGGCUCCAUGAUUGUGGGCUUCCUGGCUGGAACCAUCUCUGUGCUGGGCUUCAAGUUCCUCUCGCCUAUCCUGGAACAAAAGCUGAAGAUACAGGACACAUGUGGUGUCCACAACCUGCACGGCAUGCCUGGAGUCCUGGGAGCCAUCGUUGGAGCAGUUACUGCUGCUCUGGCAACCAAGGACGUCUAUGGAGAUGGGAUGGCUGAUGUGUUCCCUGACAUCCAUUCUGGUGAUGUGGAGGCCUCGUUCCAGGGCAUACGACAGGCCAUCUCCCUGGCUGUCACCCUCGGCAUUGCCCUCCUGGGUGGUCUUAUCACCGGUUUUAUUCUGAAGCUGCCAAUCUAUGGUGCUCCUCCUGACACCAUCUGUUUUGAGGAUGGCAUCUACUGGGAGCUGCCUGGUGAGGAGGGCUCACAUGAGGAGUUGACCACUGUCAGGACACCGGACGAGGCAGAAAAGCUCAACGCAUAAACACACACACACACACACACACACACACACACACACACUUGAGAUCCACACAUAGUAGAUUGUACAACCAGGAUGUGGCAGCACAUGGUGCUUGUGUAUGUCUGCCAUUUUUCAAUGUGCCAAUGACCAUAUCUGAUUCACUAAUAUGGUGGUAGUGUGUGUUCAAAUACUCCAGACCAUCAGCAGAAGUGCCUUUUACUCUCAGAAGAAAACAAUCUCAAGGUAACCCAUAAUGUGUUUACACCAGACAGAAGCAUGCUAUCCUCCAAGCAGCAUGGGCCAUGGAUAUACCUCCUACCAGCUGCCUUAUGUUAUGUUCCUAGAUGAUCCAAUGAAGCUACAGUAUAUGACAGAGCUGUAGACUUGAAUCAUGGUCUGAGAAUUUGGAUAGGACUAGUGAAACCUGUUUGAUGAUGCAAAAACAAUGGAUUAAGCUAAUUUUAAUUGAGUGUUUUUAGGAUUUUGGGGGGCUUCUCCGCUCUUCUAAGAGAUGUUACAUGCACCAAUGUUCAGGGAAUUACACGUUGAACCAUUUUUAAACAUCCGAUUGACUAAGGGAAAGGCUAAUUCACAGUAGGCCUCUGUGUUGUAAAUUCUAUAUUAAAACCAAAGAAAAUUGUACCUGUUAUUAAUGUAGAUCGCUGAUGUUUUCAUGAAUAGACAAUCACUUUUAUAGAAGCAAGUCCAUCAUUAAAAAUGUUAAGUAUUCCAGACUAACACUAUGCGUAGAUAGUAGAGUUUUGACGAUUGAAUAUUCAUUCUGGGUCAGGAUUCUCCUUUUCUUCUAUUUCUAUACUAUGCAAUGUAUUGGGUAGAUAGUAGAGUUUUGACGAUUGAAUAUUCAUUCUGGGUCAGGAUUCUCCUUUUCUUCUAUUUCUAUACUAUGCAAUGUAUUGGGUAGAUAGUAGAGUUUUGACGAUUGAAUAUUCAUUCUGGGUCAGGAUUCUCCUUUUCUUCUAUUUCUAUACUAUGCAAUGUAUUGGGUGGAUAGUAGAGUUUUGACGAUUGAAUAUUCAUUCUGGGUCAGGAUUCUCCUUUUCUUCUAUUUCUAUACUAUGCAAUGUAUUGGGUAGAUUAGAGUUGUUAAUGUACAAUUAUGUACAGUUGUGUAUUGUACAUAAAUGUUUAGACAACAUAAAAUGUGAUAUAAUUUAAACGACUAGCUUCACCACUACAGACAAACCACUGAAUCAAACGGAUUAUUUGCUACAGGGGACGAAAUGGUGCCGACUUUGUUACACUGGAGAAAAUGUCAUUGCUGUGAAUUUAAAUGAUAAUUGAAUAAUACUUGUAACGCAUUUUGGGAGAAAUAAAUCUUUCAAAUGUGA